Beauveria bassiana ARSEF 2860 is the source of this 1005-nucleotide messenger RNA. Its product is annotated as DHHC zinc finger domain-containing protein. Gene Ontology annotation, cellular component: Golgi apparatus; endoplasmic reticulum. Lineage: Eukaryota; Fungi; Ascomycota; Sordariomycetes; Hypocreales; Cordycipitaceae. Bases 1 to 1005 code for a protein of 334 amino acids. The record is from RefSeq and is a predicted model, not a curated record. The transcript has a single exon. Gene Ontology annotation, molecular function: protein-cysteine S-palmitoyltransferase activity. Gene Ontology annotation, biological process: peptidyl-L-cysteine S-palmitoylation; protein targeting to membrane.
AUGCUCGUCGGGGGCGAGUACUUGUUUCUCCCCGCGGCCUGGCCACACAUUGGCUGGCUCACCAAGCUGACGGCCCUCGUCGCCGUUGCCCUGCCGUACACAUUCUUGUACCUCGCCUGCUGCCGCGAUCCUGGUUUCAUCACGCCCGAGACGCAUGCCUACUACAUGUCGCUGUACCCCUACGACCACGCGCUCUUCCAUCCGGGCCGCUACUGUGCGACGUGCAAGCUCCUCAAGCCUGCGCGCUCCAAACACUGCAGCAUCUGCAAGCGCUGCGUCGCAAAGGCUGACCACCACUGCGUCUUCAUCAAUCUCUGCGUUGGCUACGAAAACCACCGCUGGUUCCUGUUGCUACUCCUCUCCACCGCCGUUCUCACCUCGUACGGCGGUCUCCUCGGCCUCUCCCUCCUCUCGCGAGUCGUCAGAAACAGGUACCCGGACUGGUCCGUGUGGCCGCGGGCGGGCUACGGCCUGAACAACUAUCUCGUUGCCUGGAGCUGGGCUAUGCAGCGCGACGUGAGCCUCGGCGCCACGACGCUCCUUGCCGCGCUCACGUCGCCGCUGGUGUGGGCCCUGCUCUUCUACACGCUCUACCACGUCUACUGCGGCACCACCACCAACGAGUCGCUCAAAUGGUCCGAGAUGGGCGACGACAUGGCGGACGGGUAUGCAUUCACACGCCCCAUAAGACGCGGUCGUGAGCGCGACUUCAGCAUCGAGCCCUCCUGUUCCCGCUGGCCUGUCGAGCCCGAGAUGGCAGUCAUCGCUACGGCCGAUGGGCAGCCUCCCGUGGUCCGCCAAGGGAUGCCGCCUCUUGCUGGAGAGGGAGACUGGCAGCGGGUAUGGAAGCUGAAAAAUGUGGAAAAUAUGUAUGACUUGGGGUUUAGGGACAAUUUGGCAGAUAUUUUCGUUCGAGAGUAUGCGUUUGGGAAAAUUCGCGAAGAGUUGCCUUUCGGAAGCAAAAUCCACGAAGAGUUCCUUCUCAAGAGCAAUCAUCAAAAAUAG